This is a messenger RNA of Cylindrotheca closterium, 1806 nucleotides long. Lineage: Eukaryota; Bacillariophyta; Bacillariophyceae; Bacillariales; Bacillariaceae. The record is from the annotation of a GenBank genome assembly.
AUGGUGGCAUCACUAUCCAAUGAUGGCACUGCCAGAACAAAAAGCGCUGACGAUGAAGAUUCAGAAGGCAUGACCUCUGCUGCCACUCCAGUCACCAACAAUGUUAGCGUCAAGAUUGCUGCUACUGAAUCAUCCCAGGAAGUGACAUGCAGUGAUGUUGCGGAAGCCUUUCCUUCGUCAUCUUCAUCAGAAUCGUCAUCGUCGCCAGAAGAACAAGAAGAGACAGUUCAACUUCAUGUCAACAAUAACAAUGAAGGUCUUCCUAGUGACGAAGAAGCAUCAGAUCUUCAGCGUUCCCCAAUGACGGCGGCGACGACUCCUACUACCAACAAUGUGACUAGUAACCCUGAGGUUGUUGCUGCUGCCACUACGGAUGUCUCAUACGCCUUUCCAAUCGAGGAGGAACAAGAAACGGAAAAUGAUGAUGACCUUAACAGCCAACAGACUGGUGGUUCUCUUGCUGGUGUCGACAUUAUGGAUUCCAGUGUUGCUUCUACUAGCAAGGACCAAGGCGAUGCUAGCGUGGAGGAAUGCUCGCCGUCACCAUCCGCCAUUCCGCCCACCACACCCUCGAAUCAACAUGAUCAAGUGGAUGUGGACAUGGCUGCCAUGGAAAUAUCAUCUUCUCCUAUUCCCAAACCAAAUCUAUUGGAAAUGGAAGUGAUGAAGAAGGGCAAUGUUACUCCUGACACGUCGGCACCUUCCGAUAGCGAAGCCUCUUCCUAUACGGACGAUGCUUCGUCCUCUUCCAACUUUUCCUCCACCUCCGAAGAGGAGGAGGAGGAGUACUCUCCCUUUCCCGUAACUCUUGAAGAUUCCUUUGAAGCCCAAGAGUCGGUGACUGAUGGGAUUGUCAACCUCUUUAUGCAACAACAGCAAAAGAAGAAAGAACACAAGCGAGAAGACCGUCGGCGAAAACUGAAUCGGCGCAAAGAAUUGGAAUUGUCACGAGAACAAGCAACGGAUUCUUCCGAAGAAGAUGAUGAUCAAGAACUGGAACAGUCUCGUCGCCGACCACCUUCUCGAACAAGACGUCGUCCUCGUGACUAUUCGGCCCGUCAUCGCCAAAACGACAUUCAAAAGACCUUGCACUACAACACCACCAGUUCGCAUCGUACCAACAAGAAUGAACAGGAUGGCCAUGAUGUGGUGAAGGAAAACCGCAAGGCUCGAACAAAGCCUUUAAACGAUGACUACAUGUUACAAGAAGAGAUUUGGCUCAACAUGUUUUGCAAUGCCGUUCCAUCUUAUGUGAUGGAUUAUUUCAAGGCAUUUGGAUGCGUCAAGCAGGCCCAAACGCCACAAUCACAAAAUCAACCACCAAAGUCGGCGAAUUGUCAACAACAUCCACAACCCUUUGUGACGGAUGAGGAAUAUCGAAAACGUCAACAUCGGAAGCAACAACACGAUCGGCGUCGUCACUUUCGUAGUCGCAUGAACGGAGAAGACGAAAAAAAGGAAGAAGAAGCACCCUCGUCCAGGCAGCAACAAGUCCCCUCCAGUGUUUCGUAUGACGAAAGUGAUCACGGAAGCAGUGUCUUUACUGGAUUGUACGACAAUGAGGACUUGGUAGUAGUACCAAAAAAAGAAGACGUUGCUCAACUACGAGAUCCACAACCAAAACAACAGUAUUUGGAACUCGAGCGCCCAACCACUAUUAUCACCACUACCACUACUACUGCUAUGGACAACAAUAAUGCAAACUUGUCCACCAUUUUGGAAGAGGGAGAGAGCCAAUUGUUCGAACGGUUACCGGAUGUGGUUGUGAAUUAUCCGCCCAAUCAACCGCCAACCUUUGCGUGCUAG